Messenger RNA from Acanthochromis polyacanthus (spiny chromis), 4955 nucleotides. It is a transcript of the gene dnajb2, whose product is annotated as DnaJ heat shock protein family (Hsp40) member B2. The transcript is spliced from 9 exons. The record is from RefSeq and is a predicted model, not a curated record. The coding region runs from base 427 to 1764 and encodes 445 amino acids. Lineage: Eukaryota; Metazoa; Chordata; Actinopteri; Pomacentridae. Gene Ontology annotation, molecular function: Hsp70 protein binding.
UUUAUAAACAGUCGGUAUGGUCGGUACGGUCAGCUCACUAUCAGGGAGCAACAGGCCGGCGCGGAGGCAGGGCGGGUCUGCUGACAAACACCAGCAGCUUCUAGACGCUCUAUUUUAUUCCUCCGCCGUGCGGCUCGGAGCAGCACUGAGCACAAACAGGGCGGACUGUCCGCAUGUUUUCCUAGAGGGGACCGCAGAGAGAUAACGGUACCGUGCCGUGAUACCGUGUUGUUGGGGGAAUAUUAGAGUCGGGGGUCGGUGGAGAAGCUGGCUGAAGGAGGUGGAGGUGGCCGUGCGGCUGUCAGGAACAGGCGGUAUUCAGAGGCGAAGCUAUCAGAACUAAUUCAUUGUCACUCUAGACCGGUGGACUCACGGCUAAACUGCUAAUUCGAACGUGUGGCAUUUUGAGGAGUGACAGGAGGCGACAUGGUGGACUACUACAACGUCCUGGGAGUGCCCAAAACAGCCUCACAGGAUGACAUCAAGAAGGCGUACAGAAAACUGGCUUUGAAAUGGCAUCCUGACAAAAAUCCAGACAACAAGGAGGAGGCAGAGCGAAAGUUCAAAGAAGUUGCUGAGGCUUAUGAAGUCUUGUCUGACAAGAGCAAACGUGAUGAAUAUGACAGAUAUGGGAGUGACCGAACGCGACACACAGGUUCCUCCACCUCAGACUUUUCAUCAGAUUUCCCAGGAUUCACCUUCACAUUCCGCAGUCCAGAUGAGGUGUUCAGAGAGUUUUUUGGUGGACAGGAUCCCUUUGCUGGCUUCUUUGAUGAUUUCUCGUCUUUUGGAAGCUCUUCGUCACAUCACCAUGGCACUAGUCGAUUCUUCUCUUUUCCUUCAACAGGAGUUGACUUUACUUCUUUCUCCUCUUCCUUCGGUGGUCUGGAUGGGAUGGAGAGCAUGGGUGGAGGGAUGAGCAAUUUCAAAUCAGUCUCUACUUCCACUCGCAUCGUAAAUGGCAAACGCACCACCACCAAAAAGAUAAAAGAGAACGGGCAAGAAAGAGUAGAGAUUGAAGAGGAUGGGGUGUUAAAGAGUGUUGUAAUUAAUGGUGUGGAAGAUGAAAUGGCCCUGGCUCUGGAGCUGAGCCGACGAGAGGGGCAGCCCCGUCAGUCUCCUCACAAGCCAAGAAUCCAGAACAGAUCACCUGCUGAGUGCGACAGGUCCCGGCCAAGCCCUCACUCUGCAGCCACACACCGGUCGUUCAGCUCUGCUCCUUUCUACAACUGCAAUGUUUCAGGAGGCAGCGAGGAAGAUGAGGACGAUGAAGACCUGCAGAUGGCUUUGGCAUGCAGCCUGUCAGAAAUGGAAGCCCAGCAGAGAGCUGCAGCUACUGACUUCAUAUCAGGUGCUGGGGGUGUGGGCAAAGCCACAAGUGUCAAAACUAGGGUCUGUAAAGGAGGCAGAGUUGUAACAGAAGCAUUUUUGACUGUGAAUAGUAGUGAAAAGGUUUCUACAGGGCAGAACGAUGCACAGGGUCAGCUUAAAGUGGGCUCCAGGCCUGCAGAUAAACGGGAACAGGAGGGACAGGGCACCAGAGAGUCAGACUUCUCUCCUGAGUCAUCCACAACUGCCAGCACUACACCACUAAGCCAGUGCAGUGACGACAGGUUUAAACUUGGGAUAAAAAUAAUGAUGGCUGUACGAAAAAGAAAAAGAAGUGUGGGUGUGUUGUGUGCUAAUGCGGUGUCUGUGUGUGUAUUUGGGAUGCCUUAUUAUGCGUAUACUUACCUCAGUGUUUUGACUACAGCCGGACUCUAAUGUAAUGUAAUUGCUCAGAUCUUUUUAUGAGGCAGCACCUAAACUGAUGACAAGGCUUUCAUGAAGUCCUAACACCCCUAAAAGGAACAAAAUCGUUCACAAGAUUUUUGAUUUUUUUUUUUUUUUUUUUGCUGAUUUUCAUUUUGAUGGCUAACAUACAUGUUUACAUAUAAUGUGCCAAUGCAAUGAAAAGUUUGAAUUCUUUUGUUUCAUGCAUGCAAAGCAAUGCAAACGAUUGCUUCUAAAUGUGUGUAAAUUUGCCAAAUGUUUACAGACAUGAACAGGAUUAAGCAGGUAUUUAGACCCAGUGUAGAAGUAAGAAAGUUGAAUUUUAUUAAUAUAAACAAUAUAAAACAAAGUUGCAAUAUACAGAUACAGAAAAGUGAAAAUACAUAGAAAGCAAUAUAAUGUUUUUAUUACUAUUAAUUGAAGCCCUCUUAAAGAGAAAACGAGUCAGUGGAAAUGGAUUUUGAAGAAUUUUUAAAGCCAUUUACAAACUCAGCUGAUAUAAAAGAGGAGGGAAGACUGUCUCACACAGGCAGGGCCCUAACAGCAAAAGCACAAUCACCUUUGGAUUUGGGGUGGAGGGUAUAAAUAAGGGACUUUGGUUGGAUAAUAUGAGCAGCCUGGUAGGCCAGUAGGGGUGCAAGAAAUGCAUUGAGGGGUAAAGCUAUGGAGAUAAGUAGCCUUCUGUCUGAUAAACGCUAACCUAAAAUCACUUCUAUGCUUUGAAGACUGGUGUGAUGUGGGAUCUACCGUUGUAAUUGGUUAUCUGUCUUGCUGCUUGAUAUAGGAAAAAAGAGCAUAACAGUAGCUCAGGGCAAGAAAAUUAGGGUAUCUCUGGUUAAAAGCACCGAUUAGCUUUUUUUGUAAUGUUGGUGAACUGAAAAAGAGCAGGUAUGCAGAAGCUCGUUUAUGUGUGUGUUAGAGUUCAGCCCUGGUUAGUAAAUGUUAGGGGUGGGGUCAUGUGUGAAGACGAAUAUGACUUUUAAACUUUGGAACAAUAUUGUUGGAAAUUGAAGAAAUUUUGGCUGGUCCGCUUUUAGCUGGAAAGGACUGUUGAGUUACAACGUGACGUUAGGAUCAACGUUAGAAUUAGGUGAGGUUAAGGAUUGAGGUUAGGCAUUUAGUUGUGAAGAUUAAGAUUAGGAUAAGAAACUAAGGAAAGCAUUAUACCAGUGAGGGUACUCAAACACAGAAAGACAAACCUGUGUGUGUGUGUGAUUGUGUUUGUACGCAUGGAUUCCUGUGUGUGUUUGGGUCAGUUGAGACUGCCAUAGAAUUUUCUCAUUCAGACUCUCUGGCAAAGGGAAUGUAUCAGUACUGUGUGACAUUCAUCCCAGUGUGAAACAAUAGAUCAAAAUCAAAAGUAGGUCACAGAAGUUUCUGUGGUGAUGUCUGUUUGCUGUUGAAGUGCUAAUAAUUUCUAGAUUAUGUAUAAUAACAAGCAGUUGGGUGAAACGCACACUCACACAUUUUGCUGAUGAAGUACUUCAUAGAUACACAAAGGCUGCUCGGAAUAGUCGACACAGGCAGCAAAGCUGCAGUAGUGAGGAGGUUAUCGUUCAUUUGAAGUACACAAUGUCUGGCCUUAAUGCACUUUUACAAAAACACCAUCACCCUUUAUGAUCAGAUUGUAGUUUGUAGCGUGGGGUUUUUGUGGUUAGAAGGCAAAGCACAGCAUAGAAUGUAGUGGUGGCAACAAUUACAUGUAAUCAUUUAAAUCUUUUGGUGCCUUUUCACAUUUUAACUACUGAUGUGUUUACUAUAUUUACAUUGCCGCUGCAAAUGUGCCAAAUUUAUUAAGCAAAUGCAUUUCAGAAUGCAAUUUAGGAGGUUUUGGAUUCUCUGUUACCUUCCUCAAAUAAAGGGAAAAUGGCAAAGCUUAACAUUAAUGAGUGGGAGGGAUGUCAGGUGCCUUUGGGGAACAAUUGAGUGGGUGUGAUAACAUUUUAUUGUGACGGUGGUGUGACAGCAAAAAAGAGCUUCAUGAACAAAACAAUUUCAGUUUUUUUUCUCUUGGAUUGGUAGAGGAGCGACAGUAGCAAAAUGUUUCUAUCAACAUUUGUUUAAAGUGCUGCUGGUACAAAUACUAAACCCCCACCUGCUGCAGUUCAGUUUCCUUGUGUGCAAGAUGAUCACGAAUAUACUUUAGGGACAGCUCCAUAACCUUCGCUCCGCCCACACUGAUUGCUUCUACAUUUUUGCCUGAAAUGCAUUACGGAAAUGCUUUACGAGAUAAAGAUGAAUGAUAGAAAAGUAGAUGGGAAUAAAUUGAAUAUUUUUUGUUUUCAGAUUUCCAGUCUCUAGAAUAUCAUUGUCAGAAAUGGACAUAUCUGCACCUUUGCACUCAAGCUGGAUAUUCUUUACAAAGCGGUUAGAUUUUUAUUUUUUUUUACGUAGAUACAGGCAUCUGUCUGCACAGUUCUAGAAAUGCAAAGAAUAAGCAAAGCGCUGAGCUCUGUAGCCACUGAAAGUUCUUUGGUGUAGAUAUUUGUGUGAGAGAGAAAUAAAGUUGGUGAAUCGCAAGUUAGUUACCAUGGUGCUCCUGGAUAAACCCAAACUUGCCUUCUUGCAGACCUUUAAUAAAGGAAAAGUAGUUGUAGUGUUAAUAAAUGAACACUAAUAACUGUUUUAAAUGUGAUUGUUGAUAUAUUUGUGAACAUGAAGCGUAAAGUAACAAAAUUAAAUUUUGUUGGUGCCAAAAAAAUGACUACUAGAAGUAAUAUGUAGUAACAUGUUCAAAAACAUGCGUGUCUUAUUAAGUACAGACAUUGUCCCUUAGCCCUGUCUUGUUUUUUUAUGCUGCUCAUACACCGCAAUACAUUUGUUAUUGAGUUGUUACAGACAGGAUAUUGCCGUGUAAUUUUCAUGAGUGCUUGAUUUAAUUUACUUUGCAUGAGUUUUGCUUUUAUUUUAUAGUGUAACUAUUGUCAAUAGCAACCAGUAAGCACAGCUGUUACAGCGUAAAUUCAAACAAAUUCAACAGACAUGAAUUGUUUUGACCUAUCUGAACUGUUAAUGUUGUGGAGAGGGAAUGAGAGUGAAAGAGGCAGAUGGAUUCUUUUAAAAAAUAUAUAUCGCCUUGUGUUAUAUGUACUACGUUGCACUGCCAUGUGUUAAUGUUCUUUUUUUUUUUUCUCCCGAUUGUUUAAAAGCAAAUAACAAAUAAAGAUUGAGCCAAAAGAUGA